Molecule: messenger RNA, 2463 nt
Organism: Asterias rubens (European starfish)
Lineage: Eukaryota; Metazoa; Echinodermata; Asteroidea; Forcipulatida; Asteriidae
Product: mothers against decapentaplegic homolog 5-like
Exons: 6
Coding region: 364-1719 (451 amino acids)
Biological process (GO): regulation of transcription by RNA polymerase II; anatomical structure morphogenesis; BMP signaling pathway
Cellular component (GO): heteromeric SMAD protein complex
Molecular function (GO): DNA-binding transcription factor activity, RNA polymerase II-specific; RNA polymerase II cis-regulatory region sequence-specific DNA binding; I-SMAD binding
Source: RefSeq, a predicted model, not a curated record
AUCACACAGCAUUGAAUGCACACUGCAUGCAUGAUAUGUGAAUGCCGAGUGCAUCGUCUGUGUACAUUUUCACUGCUGGGUUUGCGCGAGGUGUAUGUGUAUUUUGCAUGCAUGAGUCACAGUCCGACGGGCUUAGCACACGUUCGAAUGCCGAACAAUCCCCAGAUAUUCCAAGGUUUUUAGUUUACACCAAACUACAAAUUGUAUACAUGAACCGAAGACUCCACUAGAAUAUCGUUGUUUAAGUUUUCAGAUGUACGUGUAUUCAACAGAUACAGUUUCCAGCCUUUCUAAAGGAGCUUCCACUAAGGGCCGUGUGUAGACUUUGAUUAAUUUGGGUAAUAGUGCAGACAAUUAAGCACAAUGUCCAUGGCCAGUCUCUUCUCCUUUACCAGCCCAGUGGUGAAAAGACUCCUGGGAUGGAAACAGGGCGACGAGGAGGAAAAAUGGGCAGAGAAAGCUGUUGACUCUCUGGUCAAAAAGCUCAAGAAAAAGAAGGGUGCUAUGGAGGACUUGGAAAAGGCACUAUCUCGUCCUGGAGAAGUCAGCAAAUGUGUCACAAUACCUCGGUCUCUGGAUGGCAGGUUACAAGUCUCGCACAGGAAAGGGCUCCCUCAUGUUAUUUAUUGUCGUGUUUGGCGGUGGCCGGACCUCCAAAGUCACCACGAGCUGAAAGCGUUGGAUGUCUGCGAAUAUGCAUUCGGCAAGAAACAGAAAGAAGUCUGCAUCAAUCCAUACCACUACAAGAGAGUAGAGAGUCCAGUUCUUCCACCGGUCUUAGUUCCACGUCACAGUGAGUCGGUUCCAUCCCACAGUUUGUUGCCGUAUCGCAGCCUUCCGGAUCCACCCUAUCCUCACAAUGCCACCUACCCGCAGAGCUUUCAGCAAGGCAACCAGGGACUGUCCCCUCAUCACCCAGGCUCACCAGGAGGACCUCAGUUAUCUCCCGCCAGUUCUAGCCCUAGCAGUCCAUAUGGUGUUCCUGCUGAUACACCACCACCAGCAUACAUGUCCUCUGACGAUGGAAACACUAAUGAUGGAACACCUAUGGAUACAACAUCAUCACAGCCUUCAAAGAUCAACAUCAACUUAUCAGAUGUACAGCCAGUGACGUACACAGAGCCCCAGUGUUGGUGCUCAGUGGCAUACUAUGAACUCAACAACCGUGUGGGGGAGCCCUUCCAUGCUUCUAGCACCAGUGUAAUUGUAGAUGGCUUCACGGACCCCUCCAGUAAGACAGAUCGAUUCUGUCUUGGCUUGUUGUCCAAUGUCAACAGGAAUUCCACCAUUGAGAACACAAGGAGACACAUAAGCAAAGGUGUCCAUCUGUACUAUGUGGGUGGUGAGGUGUAUGCAGAAUGUCUGAGUGACAGCAGCAUCUUUGUGCAGAGUCGUAACUGCAAUUACCGCCACGGAUUCCAUCCGACCACAGUCUGCAAGAUCCCGCCAGGAUGCAGCCUGAAAAUCUUCAACAAUCAAGAGUUUGCCGCUCUACUCUCCCAGUCCGUCAACCACGGCUUUGAAGCGGUCUACGAGUUGACUAAGAUGUGUACCAUCCGUAUGAGCUUUGUUAAGGGAUGGGGAGCUGAGUAUCACCGCCAGGAUGUAACCAGCACACCAUGUUGGAUUGAGAUUCAUUUGAAUGGCCCGUUACAAUGGCUGGAUAAAGUCCUAACACAGAUGGGUUCACCACAUAAUGCCAUUUCCUCUGUAUCAUGAUCACCUGUAGUUCCCAUGGAGAACAGGGUGUCUGGUACAGUAUCUAUUAUACAAAGAGGGAUGGGUUAAGGUUGUACUUCAGGUAGUAGCUUACUAUAACAGAUUCAUUGCAAACUGUAAAUAAUACAAAAAAUGUGUGCUCUCUAUGCAUGCAAAAUAUAGUUUGCAAAUUUUGAAUGUGGAGAAAAACCAAUAUCUUGACCAUAACUCAAACCGAAAAUAAUUGGAAAAAACUUUUAGUGAGGUACGUUUUCCCACAAUGAGUAACUGCAUCUACAAUUGAUGUGUAAUAGAAUAUUCCCUGAGUGAAUUUCUGCUGUAAUCACGUACCUAAUUUAAGCCAAUAAUCGUACAGACCAUUUUUUAAUCGUACGGCAAGACACAUUUUUUCUGCUUAAACCAAAGAAGUAUUGUUUUUAGAUGAUGACAGCUUUGGUUAUUGUAAAUUGUCAAAAGCUUUACCAAAGUCAAUCAAAUGAUACAAAGACCGAGAGCACAUGUUUGAGUAGAAAGCCACUACACACUAAAAAAAUUAAAACUAGCCAAGAAAAGUUUCUCACUUUUUCCUUAACAAAAAUAUUUUCACGAUAAGAAAUCACAAUUUUUUGUAACUUGCUGCCGACCUUGGUAUUAGUAAUUACAAUAAUAUUCAUACCUGUGAUAGACAUGCACAACCUACAUGUAUCUACAUUUAAUAUGGACCGUUCCGGCUUUCCACUAAGCUCCGCCCACCGCGCAGGUGAG